CACCGCCCAGUACACUAUACUUGAAGGAACCUAAUAACCAUUCCAUUUGCUAAACAACACCACACAAACUCUUACAAGCUCUCCUCUCAUCUGCACCAAAGAGAGAGAUAGAGAAAGAGAGAGAGAGUGCAUGCGUGUGCACAUUCCAUUCCAUGGCAACCCUCCGGCUGCUGCUCCCCUGCUUCAUCCUCUUUGCAUCUUUUCACUUCAUAUUCGCCGAGACAGACUCUCGGGAUGUAGCUGUGCUCACCUCUCUGAAAGACCAGUGGCAAAACACGCCUCCAAGUUGGGACGACUCCGAUGAUCCUUGUGGAGGAUCCUGGGAAGGAGUAUCCUGCAACAACUCCAGGGUCACUGCACUGGGACUGUCAACUAUGGGUUUGAAAGGAAAACUAAAUGGUGAUAUUGGGGGUCUUACUGAAUUAAUAUCCUUAGACCUGUCAUUUAACCGAGGCCUCACAGGCUCCAUUUCUCCGAGGAUUGGAGAUCUGCAGAAACUAAGCAUACUAAUUCUUGCUGGGUGUAGCUUUAGUGGCAGUGUACCUGCUGAACUGGGGAAACUUUCAGAAUUAUCCUUCUUAGCACUCAACUCAAAUAACUUCACGGGUGAAAUUCCAGCGACUCUGGGUAAUCUCUCCAAACUCUACUGGCUUGACCUGGCAGAUAAUCAGUUGACAGGAUCUCUCCCCGUUUCAACGGGGAAAGAUCCUGGACUGGAUCUUCUGAAAAAGGCAAAACACUUCCAUUUCAACAAAAACCAGCUUUCAGGCACAAUUCCCGCCAACCUGUUUAGCGCUGACAUGGUGCUCAUACAUGUACUAUUCGAUGGAAAUCAAUUUAGCGGGAGUAUACCAUCUACGAUAGGACUAGUUCAGACACUUGAGGUUCUCCGGCUUGAUAGAAACCUCCUUAAUGGUAGUGUCCCUUCAAAUCUCAACAACCUGACAAGCAUGAUAGAAUUGAACUUAGCACAUAACACGCUCUCUGGCCGACUUCCAGACCUGAAUGGAAUGAACUCCCUUAAUUAUGUGGAUUUGAGCAACAAUUCCUUCAGGCAGUCAGAAGCUCCAGAUUGGUUCUCAUCUUUACAGUCACUCACCACUCUGGUGAUUGAAUAUGGCUCACUUCAAGGACCAGUGCCACAGAAACUCUUCGCUUUCCCCCAGAUUCAACAAGUGAAACUGCGGAACAAUGCUUUUAAUGAUACCUUGAAUAUGGGCAGCAGCAUAGGUCAGCAAUUACAACUUGUGGAUUUCCAGAACAAUGAGAUAUCAGCUGUAACACUUGGCUCGGGAUACAAAAAUACAUUGAUAUUGAUAGGAAACCCAGUUUGCACCUCUGCGUUAGCUAACACCGAUUACUGCCACCUUCAGCAACAAGCUACAAAGCCGUACUCUACCAGCCUGGCAAACUGCGGAAGCAAAUCCUGUCCCUCUGAUAAAAAACUCAGCCCGCAAAGUUGUGACUGCGCUUAUCCAUACGAGGGAACAUUUUACUUCAGAGGACCCUCGUUCAGGGAGUUGUCCAGUGUUGAACUGUUCCACUCUCUUGAAAUGAGUCUCUGGGUAAAACUAGGACUCACCCCUGGUUCAGUUUCUCUGCAGAACCCGUUCUUCAACAUUGAUGACUAUCUUCAGGUGCAGUUGGAACUCUUUCCAUCCACAGGAAUGUAUUUUAAUAGAUCAGAGGUUCAGAGGAUCGGAUUCUCCUUAAGUAAUCAGACAUAUAAGCCACCUCCAGAAUUUGGACCUUACUAUUUCAUAGCAUCUCCUUACACUUUUCCAGCCGAGCAUGUAAGAACUUCCAUAAGCUCAAGGGUGAUUAUUGGAAUAGCGGUUGGUUGUUCCUUUUUGGUCCUAUUGCUUGUUGGCCUGGGGAUUUAUGCAGUUCAGCAAAAGAAACGUGCUGAAAGAGCUAUUGGAAUGAGCAGACCUUUUGGAUCUUGGGCUCCAAGUGGCAAAGACAGCGGUGGCGUGCCCCAACUGAAAGGGGCCAGAUGGUUCUCUUAUGAUGAACUCAAGAAAUGUACAAACAACUUUUCAGAAAGCAAUGAGGUUGGUUCUGGAGGAUAUGGCAAGGUCUAUAGAGGAUUGCUCUCAACCGGGCAAGUGGUGGCCAUCAAAAGAGCUCAACAAGGAUCAAUGCAAGGAGGAAUGGAGUUCAAAACUGAAAUUGAAUUGCUUUCACGUGUCCAUCACAAGAACCUCGUUGGCCUUGUGGGGUUUUGUUUUGAACAAGGAGAACAAAUGUUGGUAUACGAGUUUAUGUCAAAUGGAAGCUUAAGGGAAAGUUUGUCAGGAAGAACGGGCAUUUAUCUUGAUUGGAAGAGGAGACUCAGAAUUGCUCUUGGUUCAGCCAGAGGAUUAGCUUAUCUACAUGACUUAGCCAAUCCCCCUAUUAUUCAUAGAGAUGUGAAGUCCACUAAUAUUCUACUGGAUGAAAAUUUAACAGCAAAGGUUUCUGAUUUUGGCUUGUCCAAGCUUGUAAGCGAUUGCACCAAAGGUCAUGUAUCAACCCAAGUUAAAGGCACGUUGGGUUAUCUGGAUCCUGAAUACUAUAUGACUCAGCAGUUAACUGAGAAAAGUGAUGUAUACAGUUUUGGUGUUGUCAUGCUUGAACUGAUCACUGCCAAGCAACCAAUUGAAAAGGGCAAGUACAUUGUCCGGGAGGUGAAAAUGAUGAUGAAUAAGGACAAUGACGAACAUUUCGGAUUAAGAAAUAUGAUGGAUCCUAGCAUUAGAAACGCAACCACAAACCUUUCGGGGUUUGGGAAGUUCGUAGAGUUGGCAAUGCAAUGUGUGGAAGAAUCAGCUGCUGACCGGCCAACAAUGAGCGAGGCGGUGAAGGCCCUCGAAACCAUCCUACAAAACGAUGGGCUAAAUACUAACUCCACAUCCGCGUCUUCCUCAGCCACCGACUUUGGAUCCUCUAAAGCUGUUCUUGCACACCCUUAUCACCACGAUGGUUUACCAAGAAAGGAGAUUCAUGACAGUAGUGAUGCCUUCGACUACAGCGGGGGGUUCACACUUUCAGCAAAAGUCGAACCCAAAUGAUGAUCCCAGAUGUUCUUCAUUCCCUUCUUUUUAUGUUCUUUAAUUUAUUCUUUCACAACUUGUGUCAAUCCUUACAAGACAGCUAUAUUUAAUGCCUUUAUGGGAGUUUUUGUAUGCUGCUCUUAGUUCAGGACUUCAGUUGUCUAGGUUGUUGGGAAGAACUACAACAGCUUGUCCUGAUAAAGAUGAAUAUAUCAAUUAGGGUUGACAUAUAUAUGCUUUCGUACAAGUGUAUGCAUAUAGGAUCAAAUUAUGUAUAGAUCUGAGGUUCCAAUCAACUCGUAGUAGAAUGCAGCUUACUUAUACUUGUAUUCAAAUGGAUUUCCCAGGAAAAGUUGACA
Ipomoea triloba (trilobed morning glory) is the source of this 3394-nucleotide messenger RNA. Its product is annotated as probable leucine-rich repeat receptor-like protein kinase At5g49770. The record is from RefSeq and is a predicted model, not a curated record. Bases 153 to 3053 code for a protein of 966 amino acids. Gene Ontology annotation, molecular function: protein kinase activity; ATP binding; protein binding. Gene Ontology annotation, biological process: protein phosphorylation. The transcript is spliced from 19 exons. Lineage: Eukaryota; Viridiplantae; Streptophyta; Magnoliopsida; Solanales; Convolvulaceae.